This is a messenger RNA of Paramecium sonneborni, 456 nucleotides long. The record is from the annotation of a GenBank genome assembly. Lineage: Eukaryota; Ciliophora; Oligohymenophorea; Peniculida; Parameciidae.
AUGUCUUUCAUAUAAUAGAAAAUUAUUUCACUGGUUAACAAAAAUAUAUUUUGGAUUUCAGAUUUUCUAAAGAAAAAAUAGAACUUUUUAAUCAAGCUAAUUCAAGAUAUUAGAAAGUACUUAAGGAAUAAUGGUAUUAGUUUAAAUUUUGAACUAAAAGGAUGGUUUGAGUAUAUUUAAUUUUAAGGAGGAAAUGAAAAGGAUGUAUAGAUAAUUUUAGAUUAAGGGAAAACAUUUGAUAUUUCUUUUAGGCGAAUAAUUUAUUUGUUUUUGGGGUUGAUAUUGAAGUUAUUUGAGGUUGGAUGAUUUUAUAAAGAAUAACGAAUUAAUUAAUUAGAUUAAGUAAAUGAUUAGAACAAAAGAUUAAAUAAGAAGCUGAAAAUAAAUAUUUAUCUGAAAGACUUGUAGUGGGAAGAUUGAUUAAUGAUAAUAAUCUAUUUAUGAAUAGUUGAUGGG